Messenger RNA from Morone saxatilis (striped sea-bass), 1920 nucleotides. It is a transcript of the gene senp6a, whose product is annotated as SUMO specific peptidase 6a. Gene Ontology annotation, molecular function: SUMO-specific endopeptidase activity. Gene Ontology annotation, biological process: regulation of kinetochore assembly; protein desumoylation; regulation of spindle assembly. NCBI's taxonomy places the organism in Eukaryota, Metazoa, Chordata, Actinopteri, Moronidae. Gene Ontology annotation, cellular component: nucleus; cytoplasm. The record is from RefSeq and is a predicted model, not a curated record.
GAGAAGCCAAUACAAACCCCUCCCAAAAUCUCCCACGUCUCCCCGGUUUCCAAGGUCACGCAGGUUAGUCCGGUGAGCCCGGUCUCGGUGCCCGUCCGCACGCGGAUGGCCACUCGCCAGCAGACCAGCACCUACUUUGAAGAAGACGAGGAGGACAUGACCGACCUCCAGCCCACCUUCUCUGGACCAAUCAUCAAAUUAAUGGUUUACCCUCCUCCUCCCGCCAAAGGUGGCAUCUCAGUCACUAAUGAAGACCUCCACUGCCUUAAUGAUGGAGAAUUCCUUAACGACGUUAUCAUAGACUUUUAUUUAAAAUAUUUAGUUUUAGAGAAAUUGAAAAAAGAAGACGCACAAAGAAUCCACGUGUUCAGUUCCUUCUUCUACAAGAGGCUGAACCAGCGAGAGCGGAGGAACGUCCCCGACACCACCAACCUGCCAAUCCAGAAACGGAAGCACAACAGGGUGAAGACGUGGACCCGGCACGUGGAUCUCUUCCAGAAGGACUUCAUCUUUGUUCCCAUCAACGAGUCAGCUCACUGGUACCUGGCUGUGAUCUGCUUCCCGGGGCUCAAGGGUCCGGUGUACGAGCAGAACCCGCUGGGCCCGUUCCCGGCCUCCGCCUCCUCUGAAGAACCCCCGUCAGAGGAGAUCAUCCCCGACCACUGUCGCCCUCUGUCCCCGGACAGAGACGGGCUGGACAGCUCCUCGGAGGACCCGUCCUCCAGCGUCCCCGAGGCGUCCGCAGAAGGUCAGACUGACGGCGAGCCCGCCAAGGAGACCGCAGCGCUCACAGCGAGGGGACUGGAGGCUUCCAGCGCCCCCGCAGCGGUGGGCAACGGCCAGGCUGACGGACAACAGUAUACAAGCGAGUUGCACAGAAUCAGUGUUUGUUACGGUUCCAAAAGAGACGAGGACGCCUUCGAGUUCUCCGACGACCAGAGCUCCACCCAGGACGAGUGCAGCGAGGACGGGACCGAAGACGCUCCCGGCUCCGAUCCGUCCGCUCUGGCCUCCAAACAGAACCUCUGCAGACAACCCUGCAUCCUCAUCAUGGACUCCCUGAGAGGUCCGGCCCGGUCCACGGUGGUGAAGACUCUGAGAGAGUACCUGGAGGUGGAGUGGGAGGUGCGUAAAGCGACUCAGCGGAGCUUCGGGAAGGAUGUGAUGAAGGGUUCGAGCCCUCGUGUUCCUCAGCAGGACAACUACAGCGACUGUGGCGUUUACGUCCUGCAGUACGUGGAGAGCUUCUUCGAGAAUCCCAUUCCCAGCUUCCACCUGCCCGUCAACCUGUCCGACUGGUUUCCGCAGCAACGGAUGAAGACGAAGCGCGAGGAGAUCAAGGAGCUGAUCCUGAAGAUCCAGGAGCAGCAAGAACCGGACAGGAAGGAGCCCGACCGGGUCGAGGCUCCGCCCUCUUCUCCCGAGGAGCCCGAGAUCGAAGAGACUUCUGGGUCGACGGGCCGGCCGCCACACUUACCCAUCAGCCCCUGAACCGACCCCACCCUCCUCCUCCUCCUCUCCCCGUCACUCGGGCCCAGCGGGGGGGCCCGGACCUGAUUGUACGCUGCUGGUUUCACUUCAACAUGUGGGAGAAGCGAGCCUGGACUCCCUCCUCCUCUAACUUUGGAUGGAAUAAAGUGAAGUGUACAGACGCUGGAGUUUCCCGCUGCCUUUGUUACUGACAGGAAGCGGCUCAUUAAGUUAUGGUUCGUAGAUGUUCUCCACCAGGACACGGUGGCGCUCUUGCAUCCUUAUUUUUUAUGCUUUCUAGUUGUGUAGAAGACAAACUCUCAGAGAAGAAGAAGAAGCAUAGAGGAAGUUGCUGUUGUUUGUAAGUGAAUAAUAAUAAAGCUUCCAGCUCACAUAGUCACAGUUCAGUGCUUGUUGAUCUGCAGCAUUAAAGCCACAGUGGAUACAGGA